Molecule: messenger RNA, 714 nt
Organism: Triticum turgidum subsp. durum (durum wheat)
Lineage: Eukaryota; Viridiplantae; Streptophyta; Magnoliopsida; Poales; Poaceae
Source: the annotation of a GenBank genome assembly
AUGUCGUCGACGGGGGCGCGCAGGGGCGUUGGCAGCGGCGGCGGCGGCGGGCACUUCCCGGUGGGCCGGCGCCGCCACGUGGCGGUGGUCGACACCGGGUGCAGCUGCCGCCCGCGCCGCCCCAGGAUGCUGCUCAGCCUGCCGUCCUUCCUCAAGCCUUCCUCAGCGAGCAAGCCGCCGGCGAGGAGCACCAGCUCGUCCAGCCUCUUCCCCUCGUCCUCCUCCACCGCUUCCUUCUCCACCAGCUACGCCUCCUCCAACUGCUCCAACUACUACUCCUCCUACCAUGGCUUCGGCGCAGCUCCCAAGCUGCAUCAGCAGCAAGAGCACCUUCCCUCCGCCAAGGAGGUACCGGCUGUGACGCCGGCCUCGCCAGUCAGGAGGCAGCCGGCGAGCAUGAAGAAGAAGCAGAAGAAGAGGUAUUACGUGGAGAACAAAGCAGCUAUGGCAGAAGCGGCGCCGGAGGAGGACGUGGGGCUGGCAGUAGAGAAGGACUCGUCGGACCCGCGCGCCGACUUCCGGGAGAGCAUGGUGCAGAUGGUGAUGGAGACCGGGCUGUGCAGCUGGAACGACCUCCGCAGCAUGCUACGCCGCCUGCUCGCCCUCAACUCACCGCGCCACCACGCCGCCAUCCUCACCGCCUUCGCCGAGCUCUGCGCCCAGCUCGCCUCGCCGCCACCGCCGGCGGCAUCGUCGUACCACUACCAGCUCUAG